GCCGUUAUCAUGGUGGAGGCCCCCACACAGACACCGCCAGCCACUUCCUCUAGGCCCUCUGCCGUGUCCUGCCAGCCACGCCCUCCUACAGACACGCCAGUGGAGGCUACCUCGCUCUGGCGUCCUCCUCCACCACCACCCAGCUGGACACCGACCACCGCCUGGCGACGACACACCCACCACAAGCCUAAAGCAGUAUAUACGUAGCUGACAGUUGUAAGGCACUUAGGACGAUGGGCUUUUAUUUCGGAUACCUCAAGAAACCAUCUGGUAUUCUCAAGCUGUUUGAAAUACUGUGUGUCAUUAUCGCCUUCGGGCUGUUCCGAGGGAGCAACACAACCUUCGGUAAUCUUGACCUAGACUACUUCAGCGGAGGGGUGUUGGUGACGGCCCUCAUCGUCACCCCUCUCCUCCUCGUCUGCUACCUCAUGGGCAGGCUGGAGAUCCAGAAGACCAUUUUUGAGGUGGUGUUCAACAUGUUGAUGUGUGUCUUCCUGGUGAUUGCUGGUGGCGUGUCCGUCGAUAAGUGGACCAAUAUCGGCGGAUCUCACAAUAAACACGUCUCCCAGUCCCUCGCCAUGGGCAGCUUCUGCAUCAUCGCCUCCUGUGUCUACCUGGUCGACACAGUCUUCGCUGUCAUUAACUACAGGGCCUGAUUACCCUCCUGUCGUUCCCUUUGAUCCAAGGUGGCUCCAGGUCCAGAGGCCAGAUUCACGAAGCAGUUACGCAAAGUACUUACGAACGUGUACAUCUUUCCUCAAUCUUCGGCGCCUUUGGUUACAUUUAUUAAACAGUUUACAAGCAUGAAAACUUAUCAAUCAACUG
Molecule: messenger RNA, 825 nt
Organism: Procambarus clarkii (red swamp crayfish)
Lineage: Eukaryota; Metazoa; Arthropoda; Malacostraca; Decapoda; Cambaridae
Product: smooth septate junction protein snakeskin
Biological process (GO): septate junction assembly
Cellular component (GO): plasma membrane
Source: RefSeq, a predicted model, not a curated record